Molecule: messenger RNA, 823 nt
Organism: Drosophila willistoni
Lineage: Eukaryota; Metazoa; Arthropoda; Insecta; Diptera; Drosophilidae
Product: serine protease SP24D-like
Exons: 2
Coding region: 16-786 (256 amino acids)
Biological process (GO): proteolysis
Molecular function (GO): serine-type endopeptidase activity
Source: RefSeq, a predicted model, not a curated record
AGCCAUCUAUUGAGAAUGUUGAGAACUCUGAUCCCACUGAUUGUUGCCGUCGUCGUGGUCCUGGCCUCGGCUGUUCCUCUGCUGGAAUUGGAGGGACGCGUGGUGGGUGGCGUGGACGCUACAACUGGUCAAUUUCCUCAUCAGAUCUCAUUGCGUUACUCGGGAUCCCAUAUUUGCGGUGGCUCGAUCAUAGCCCGCCAAUAUAUCCUGACAGCAGCUCAUUGCGUCACCAGCGAACUGGAGAAUGGCACAUUGAUUGUUACCCCGGCCAAUCUGUUGAGCAUACGUGCUGGUAGCUUGGAUCGCUUUGCUGGCGGCGUUAUUAGCCAAGUGAUUGAAGUCAAAGUCCAUGAGAAUUAUGGCAACUUUUUGAACGAUGUGGCUCUUAUGCUGCUGGAAAAGCCAUUGAUAUUUUCUUCUCAAAUUCAGGCCAUACCAUUGGCCAGUGUGAAUACACCCGAGGAUACGGAUAUCAUUAUUUCCGGAUGGGGUCGUUUGAAAACUGGUGGCGAUAUUCCACGCAUUCUGCAAUGGAACACACUGAGCUCGUUGUCCCAGCGCUCUUGCAUGACGUCCACAUUCAUGUUCACAUCGAGUCUUCUCUGCCUGGCCCACACAGAGGGCAAUGGGGCUUGCAAUGGAGAUUCGGGCGGUCCGGCCAUAUUGAAUGGCGAAAUUGUUGGCAUCGCUGGCUUCGUUAUGAGUGGCUGUGGCUCCAGUAAUCCCGAUGGAUAUGCCAAGGUCUUCUAUCAUCGUGACUGGAUCAUUGAGCAUGCAAAUUUGUAAAUUUCAUUGUAGAAUUAAAAAAAAAAAGAAAGAAAAC